AUGAGUGACCGAGCGCAUUCAAAAGAUCGAGAAUCCAAACGCUCUCGACAUCGGUCUGCUUCAAAUCGAUCACCAUCACCAAAAAGAUAUUCUCGUUCACCUUCACCUCAUCGAUCAAAACGCGGUUCACCGGAUGGCCAUCGUCCACAAAAUGAAGUUCAUCGAGAAAAUCCAAUUCCGAGUGCAGUUCUCGGAGUAUUUGGACUAUCACAAUAUACAACUGAACGUGAACUUCGAGAAUUAUUUCAUAAAUUCGGCCGUAUAAAAGAUGUUCAAGUUGUGAUCGAUAAGAAAACAAAUAAAUCAAGAGGUUUUGGUUUUGUGUAUUUUGAAGAAGUCGAUAGUGCUAUCCGAGCAAAAGAAGCACUUAAUUCAGUUGAACUUGAUCAUCAUCGUUUACGCAUUGAUUAUUCAGUAACAAAACGUGCACAUACACCAACUCCGGGAAUAUAUAUGGGUGUUCGUACAACAUCAUAUCAUCGUUCGAAUGGUCAUAGUUAUCGUCGUUCUCCAUCAUCAGAUAGAAAAUAUCAUCGUCGGCAUCAUCAUCAUCAUCAUCAUCAUCGUCGUCGUCAUGAUUAUUCGUCGAGAUCGCGUUCGCGUAGUCGCAGUCGAUCAAGAUCUCGACGUGGUGACCGUCGGCGUCGAAGUCCUGGCUAUGCAUAUGAUUAA
Rotaria socialis is the source of this 672-nucleotide messenger RNA. Lineage: Eukaryota; Metazoa; Rotifera; Eurotatoria; Philodinida; Philodinidae. The record is from the annotation of a GenBank genome assembly.